Marasmius oreades (fairy-ring Marasmius) is the source of this 1040-nucleotide messenger RNA. RefSeq lists its product as uncharacterized. The record is from RefSeq and is a predicted model, not a curated record. NCBI's taxonomy places the organism in Eukaryota, Fungi, Basidiomycota, Agaricomycetes, Agaricales, Marasmiaceae. Bases 658 to 870 code for a protein of 70 amino acids. The transcript has 3 exons.
ACACUAGCUUGGUUAUCCUUUCUGUAUUUCCUUGGUCCCGUUAUAGCCGAACCUUUCAGGUGAGACUCCUUUGGAAUCCUGGUCUAUAUAUCGUAUAUCGCUGGUCGCUAUAAUUAGGCUGAGAGCUUUGAAGUCACGCGUACACACGCCGGGAAUAAGGUUGACGCGCCUUGUUCACCUACUUCCAUCUCCGACUAUCUACCUCGCCUUAUUUCCUUCCUUUCCCGUUCAAUCCUCCUUGAAAGGAUCUCUAUGCAUAGUUAUUAGCCAAAAACAUCGGCAUACCCGCUCGAGGCACACAAAUAUUGAUUCUCUCAGCCCUUUUUUUGUGGUUUUCGCAUGCGGAGAAACCACGUCCCCGCUGGGCCACUGUUAAGACGUCAUUUAGGCGGACUGAGAAUCACGCGGAGGCUAUAAUCCAAACGGGAUGCGAUGACUGGAUUACAGCGUUGUUGGUGCGUGGAGAGACGUGCCCGCCGUGAGGCUCAUAUGUUACGGAAUGGGAAAAGAGUAGUUGACGUGGACUUUAUAAAUGGCAUGUUGUGGUGUGUUCUUGUCCCUUUCGCUUUCUUUUACCCAUCAUCAGUGGGUUAAUCUUGCGCUGUUAUUCCAGACUUGAAUCAACGCCUCAUUCACGAAUUUGCAUCGAUUGGUAUCAUGCGUGUACACACCUUCAUAUCUGCCAUCUUUUUAUCAAUCCUUGCGUUCGUUAGCGCCAAAUCCACACCACAUCUGGAAGAUCGGGCAGCCGCUGCUGGUUCCGAUUCACAAGCGGCUAUCACACCACCAGUGUCGUCUACCCCUUGCGAUGGAAUGGUUCAGAGGAGGAUGCGGCCCUUACGGUUUUUCAGACCGAGGAACCAUCCUUGACGAUUACCGUGACAUGAUCCGACAUAGAGACAUAGACUCUUAAUUAUGCAUUCACUCUAUGAUUAUCUUGACUCCUAGAAGUAACCAACGCUCUUUAUCUAUAUAUAUGUACUUAUAUGGGUUGUAAAUGGAAACUUGGCGGUAUUUUCGUACCUCGUGUUCCUCUUGAG